CUACGGUUGCAUGCAAGAUUACUAUGGCAAUAAAUGAUCAAACAUUUACGAAACUAUUAUUUAAGUCGAGUUUUUCAUAACCUAUUGAAUUAUUUUAAAGUUAUGUAAAAAUGAGUGAGGAAUUCGGGAAAUCGGGUCUUUAUAUCGAUGAUUUGUACUCUCUUCGAGUGAUUGAUCCUGAAGUAGCCAGCGAAACUAACGAACUGAAAGAUGAAUGUGAGCAGUUCACCGAUAGAUUAACUGAAUUCCGGCGAAUAAUAGAGCAGUUCACCAGCAUUGUGGAGAGUUUUGCAACCGAAGUUGAUCACGAGAAAAUGCGUGCAAUCGGAAUUCAAAAUUUGCUGAAAACGUUUUCCAAACAAAGAGAAUCGGAACAGCAACAAAUACAGAGUGAAAUAAUCGAAAAGAUGGUCGAGCUGGACAAACUAAAGAUAGAAUUUCAAUACCUGCAAAGAAUAGAAUCAGAGCAACAGGAAAUGAUUGAUAAUUUCUACCAGAACCAAUAAAAUGAAACAAUAAUACAAACAUAUUGCUUACAAUCUGCUUCAAAUCACAGCCUACCAAACAAA
This is a messenger RNA of Aedes albopictus (Asian tiger mosquito), 569 nucleotides long. It is a transcript of the gene IFT20, whose product is annotated as intraflagellar transport protein 20 homolog. Bases 111 to 506 code for a protein of 131 amino acids. Gene Ontology annotation, biological process: centrosome localization; protein localization to cilium; intraciliary transport. NCBI's taxonomy places the organism in Eukaryota, Metazoa, Arthropoda, Insecta, Diptera, Culicidae. The record is from RefSeq and is a predicted model, not a curated record. The transcript is spliced from 3 exons. Gene Ontology annotation, cellular component: centrosome; cilium; intraciliary transport particle B.